GAGUUAUGUAUGCGUGUCAAAUAUCGAAAACAAAAAUAUUAAACUUCUAGGAAAACCAGCUGUGCCGGAAUUAUUGUGAAAACAUUAAAUUUUCGUUAAGAUUCACUUUAAAAUGGUCGCAGAUUGUAGAUCACUCCUUCCUGCUGGAACAAUGUGGUGUGCUAAGUAGGCGUACUUAAAUUAUGUACAAACCGAACACUUCAAAGUGGGUUACCUAUAUCGAACGCAAUAGCGCCGUUGUUUAUUCGUGUCUGAGCGACAAUGGCGACUUUGCCACCACGCAAAAACUCUACGCCAACGAAAAUCUCGAAGCAGCAUCUCACUCCUUUGCAGAUUCUCCUUCAGAUGGGAUUUCCAAAGCAUAGAGCAGAGAAAGCACUAGCCGCUACGGGAAAUCGAGGCGUACAACUGGCCUCCGACUGGUUGCUAGCACAUGUAAACGAUCCAUCGCUUGACGAAUGUUCACCGCGGGAGUAUAUUCUGUAUGCAUGUCCCACAGGACCAUUUCUCCAGCAGCUGGAGAACUUUUGGGCACAAUCACAAGAAUUAUGCGGAUGGAACGGAGCACACAAUUUCAUGCCCCACAUUACGUUGGUUUCGUUCUUCAAGGCACCAGACGAAUGCGCACCCCAAUUGUCGAAGGCGUUGAAAGAACUAAUGAAUCUGCCGGGGGCACAUGUUGAUAGACCCAUAACAUUAGAGCCGUACACCAGUCCUAAUUUUAUGGGUUUCUUUGUCGGGGAAGACGAUGCCAAUUAUUUGAAAAGAUUAGCUCUUCAGUACGUAAAAGAAGUGUCACACUCGAUAAUCAGCGAUACCUACGAACAGUUAGAUGCGCUAGUUACCUGUUUUCCGUGGUGCGGGGGAGUAACAUCAGCACGCUGCAUACCACGUAGCAGCCGAUCCAUCUCGCUGGAACCACACGUUAAAUCGCUGCAUCUGACUCUUGCCUAUCAGUUUCCUCCGAAUCAAUUCAAUGCCCUCAAGCAGCUCGUGGAAAACUUGGAUACCUCGUGUACUGGUCAGAACUGGGAAUUGCGGCUAUACUCACGUGACGCGCGUCUCGCCACAAAACAGGUCCAUAAAAUAUUGUAUCCUCACACCCCGCGUGAACCCGACGAACUAGAACUGCGUAUUGGUGACUACAUAUAUCUCAGCCCGGAGGCUAUCCAAAACUCCACGGAUGGAUGGGUUGAAGGAAUUUCCUGGCUCACAGGAAUCAACGGUUACCUACCAGAAAACUAUACAGAAAGAACCGCCGAAUCCGAUGCAUGGACAAUGCACAGGACAGUACAGUUAUGUGACAUGUCACCGGACAACGUUGAGCCACCAGCGGAUAUGGUAGACGGUUUGCGGUUCGAGCUACAGACAGUCAACUUGAACCAGACCGCCAAUGACGAGCAUGAUGGUGAUUCACAAGAAACUGUUUCGAUUGGCCACUGUGAGAAACCACAGCAGCAGUCUUACAAGCAAUCGCAAAAGGAAGAAUCAAACCAACCAAAUCAGGAAGACGACGGUUUCAAGUUAAAGGAAGAUUUCAUUCCGCCAGAAACAUUCUACGAACUAAUGAAAAAGCGAACAACAAUGUCUGUGAUUACCAAUAGCCAUGAUUCGGGCUCUGCAAGUGACUUCGAUAAUACUCAGAUAACGAGACAGAACCUAUUAGGAAGACAAAUAUAUGUACUUCGUCACGGAGAACGAAUUGACUUCACCUUUGGCACGUGGAUCCCAUACUGUUUUGACGAAACAGGAAAAUAUAUUAGAAAGGAUCUAAACAUGCCGAAGUCUCUACCAAAUAGAAGGAGUACCUGCUGGCAAAGGGAUUCACCACUAACCAAUGUGGGUCGUUACCAGGCUCGGCUGACUGGAGAAGCGAUGAAGGAUGCAGGCGUCCGUAUCGAUCACGUAUACAGCUCACCAGCAUUCCGGUGCAUUCAAACGACUACAUCAAUUCUGGAAGGACUCGGUCUCAAAGACAGUCAUCCCAUCCAUGUUGAGCCAGGGUUAUUCGAGUGGUUGGCUUGGUAUCAGGACGGGCUUCCGGAAUGGAUGUCAAAGGAAGAACUCGUGGCAGCUGAUUACAAUAUCGAUACGGAGUACGAACCAAUGACGAAUGCAGAGGAACUUAAGGCUCGUCUCCACGAAAGUUUGGAGGAGUUCUACCAGCGAAAUUCAACAUCAACUGAGCAUUUAAUCAGGAACACAAUUGGAAACAUUCUUAUAGUGGGCCAUGCGACAACUCUGGACACUUGCACUCGGCAUAUUGUGGGGGAGAAACUGCGUUCAACAAGCGAUAUGAGUAGGAUUAUGCAGAAAGUUCCUUACUGCAGUAUGGCUGUGAUCGAGUCAGCAGACGGCAUCGGAGACUGGAAGCUGAUUGACCCACCGUGUGAACCUAUCACCCACACCAAUAAUAACCGUUUCGAUUGGAAAAAUUUGAUCUAAGCGCCUGAAGGUAGACAAAACAUAACUGUAAUACAUCAUCGCCCGAAUGACAACACGUAUUUUAGGAUACCACGAAAACAAAAUUACUGAUAGUGGAUAUGUUUCAUUGUUUAUAUAAUAUAUUCUGGUUAUAUCUAUAUCUUACUCGAUAAGGCUCGUAAGUGCAUAUUAACAUAUUUAUACUACAACAAUAGAUUCUCUGCUGAUGACAAAUGCAACUUAAACAAGCUUUAAAAAGUGUACUUCAACUAUAUUUGCAUAUUGCGCAGAAUAUGUGUUCACGUGGCUUAUCAUUUUUACCACUAGCAAUAUCUGAAGAAUAAAAACCAAUUUACCAUUCGUACAUAUGCAGCAAA
This is a messenger RNA of Toxorhynchites rutilus septentrionalis, 2801 nucleotides long. It is a transcript of the gene Epp, whose product is annotated as ecdysteroid-phosphate phosphatase. Gene Ontology annotation, molecular function: protein binding. The transcript has 8 exons. Lineage: Eukaryota; Metazoa; Arthropoda; Insecta; Diptera; Culicidae. The record is from RefSeq and is a predicted model, not a curated record. The coding region runs from base 262 to 2445 and encodes 727 amino acids.